This is a messenger RNA of Penicillium alfredii, 396 nucleotides long. RefSeq lists its product as uncharacterized. NCBI's taxonomy places the organism in Eukaryota, Fungi, Ascomycota, Eurotiomycetes, Eurotiales, Aspergillaceae. The transcript is spliced from 3 exons. The record is from RefSeq and is a predicted model, not a curated record. The coding region runs from base 1 to 396 and encodes 131 amino acids.
AUGUUCCGACCAGAGAACCUUGAGAUCGACUCCGAUGCAUACCAGAACACCGCCAUUGAAGCAAGAGACUUUCAUCUUCGUCUUUUUGAGAUAACCGCCGUUGCAAUCCAUACCAUUGCAGCCCAUCUCUUUUUGCACACGAAUCAGCCACCUUAUAAUCGACCUCCUUGCCCACGACUUGAGCAUAUCGUGGGGCUGGUGGGGGAGGGUUACACUAUCCCAACUUAUCUGUUUCACCAGGACUAUAUUGACCACGAUCAGUAUCCGAUGGAUGUGGCUGAUAUGGUAGGCUACUGGGCGGAAUAUUGGGUGUUUGGAGGAGUGGUUCUAUUUGAUCGAGGAGAGUCCGAGACAGAGUUCCGUGAUGUCUAUUUCCACACAAGCGCCGAUUUCUGA